UGGUUGCUAAAGAAGCCGGAAGUGCAGCUCGGUUGCCGGGAGACAGAGGGGGGGGCUUGCUGUAGACACGUGGUUGGUGGGCAGGGUAAUCUCCUAAACCUUGCAGGCCCCGGCUCCCCGGUCUUUCUGAUAGCUGCUCCGGGUCAGCCAUGGAGGGAUUUCGGGAGGAUCUUGUAAGCGCUCUGAGGGAGGUGGUGAGCAACAGCCACUGGCAGUGCGUGGGGCAGAAGGAGAGCCUCAAAGCUACGUGCACCAAGCUGUACUCAGAGGAUGGUGAACAUUUGGUUCUAAUUCAUACUACUGAUGAUAAAUUCUAUGCCAUGGAUUCUUCAUGCCCCCAUGAAGGCGGGCCGCUGGAGCAGGGAGACAUUGAGGAGUUGUGCGAUGGUCGAUUGGCAUUAACUUGUCCUUGGCAUUAUUUUGAGUUCUGCUUGGAUGACGGCUCUUCCUCUACUGGGUUACAGAACCAGGUAUACGAGGUGAAGGUUCAUGAAGGGAAGGUUUAUAUCCAAACGCAGAAUGCUCUGUCUCUCACCCCUUGGAAGGAAACUUCAUGUACGGUUCCUGUUAAUUCUGCGCCUGCAGCCAUCUCGGAGGAUUCAGAUGCUGAAUCUUCUUUGUCCUAUUGGGCCUGCAAAAUUCUCAACACUUCGGAUCCACAAGAGAAGGUAAAGCUUACACAGCAUGUACAAACACUGUGGGAAUCCGGAAGAAUCCCAGACAUCGGUCAAAUGGAGCCUCCUGCCCAGCCAAAACGUAAAGAGAAUCUAAUCAUUGUACAACCAGGAAGGAUUAAGAGGGGAAAGGGUGGAACGCUGACCAGCAGGAUUGCUCUGUUGCAUUCAAUGGCCAACAUUGAGCAAUGGGCAAUAGACCUGUCAUGGGACAUCGUUGCUCGCUUUGCCCAUUUCAAACUGCGCACGGGAGAGACACUGCCAAGGGAUUUCUUCUCAGACUUUGUUAAAGUGGCUGGAGAUGAAGCCAAGCACUAUAGUCUGCUGGAGAAGCGACUGUCAGAACUGGACAGCAACUUUGGAGCUCUACCUGUGCACAAUGGCUUGUGGCAGUCGGCUGCAGAUACAGCUCAUGAUCUACUUGGGCGUCUGGCUAUUGUGCACAUGGUCCAUGAAGCAAGAGGAUUAGACGUUCACCCUCAGACAAUGCAGCGAUUUUCCACUCACGGAGACGAGAGCUCUGUCCGAAUAAUGGAAGUAAUAUACUCAGAUGAGAUCACUCAUGUGGCUGCGGGACUGAAAUGGUUCACUUACAUCUGUGCCAAGGAGCAGCGGGACUGCUUGUCUACUUUCCAUGAGCUGGUACCAUUGUAUUUCAAAGGAUACCUGAAACCCCCUUUCAAUACAGAGGGUAGAAGAUCAGCAGGGAUGUCAGAGGAGUGGUACUUGCCUCUGGUUAAGCCAUCUUGACAUUUCUACACUGACAGCCUCAGCAACUUCAGAAGUCUCUGUGCUUGUUUUAAAGCACUUCCUCAGCUAAUGAUGUUCAUAGAGGAAUCGUAAGACAAAGGAGAAUUUUUAAAUUGUUUAACACAACCAUUCCCAUGUUUAUGACAAAUUAGGGGCCGAUUCACUAACUUCGAGUGAAGGAUUCGAAGUAAAAAAAACUUCGAAUUUCGAAGUGUUUUUUGGGCUACUUCGACCAUCGAAUGGGCUACUACGACCUUCGACUUCUACACAAAGGAUUCGAACUAAAGAUGGUUCGACUAUUCGACCAUUCGAUAGUCGAAGUACUGUCUCUUUAAGAAUAAACUUCGACCCCCUAGUUCGCCAUCUAAAAGCUACCGAACUCAAUGUUAGCCUAUGGGGAAGGUCCCCAUAGGCUUUCCUAAGUUUUUUUGAUCAAAGGAUAUUCCUUCGAUCGUUGGAUUUAAAUCAUUCGACCCUUUGUGAAUCGGCCCCUAAAUGUCAAGAUUUACCUGUCACUACUUUUUCAUUCAUGUUAUUUAUAAUUUCUACUUUAACAGCAUAAAAUGGGAUUUUAUUAUGAAACUGUCAUUAAAGAGAUCCUUUAUUAAAUUAUGCUUUUAUCAAAA
Molecule: messenger RNA, 2050 nt
Organism: Xenopus laevis (African clawed frog)
Lineage: Eukaryota; Metazoa; Chordata; Amphibia; Anura; Pipidae
Product: Novel protein containing Rieske [2Fe-2S] domain and Protein of unknown function (DUF455) domains L homeolog
Exons: 12
Coding region: 150-1424 (424 amino acids)
Molecular function (GO): 2 iron, 2 sulfur cluster binding
Source: RefSeq, a predicted model, not a curated record